Molecule: messenger RNA, 4788 nt
Organism: Pectinophora gossypiella (pink bollworm)
Lineage: Eukaryota; Metazoa; Arthropoda; Insecta; Lepidoptera; Gelechiidae
Gene: Tusp
Product: tubby-related protein 4
Exons: 15
Coding region: 549-4673 (1374 amino acids)
Molecular function (GO): protein binding
Source: RefSeq, a predicted model, not a curated record
GCUACAGUACACAAGUAAUUCAAAACUUCUCAUAAAUUCCCCUACAGUGUUCAUUAUAUUGAGUUGUAAAAAUAAUACUAAACCAUUAAAGUUCUUCCCCAAGUUAUUGUCGCGUCUAGUAAUUAAUCUUACAAAAUUACCAACACAAAAUGUUACGAGUUUAUAAAGCAGUUAUUAAGACUUCAGCGAAAACAUUGGCGACAUAACGCGUUAUUAAAAAGAACAGUGUGUGGUAGCGCCAUCUUGCGUGUUUCCCGCGGUUUUCCCGUUUUCCCGCGCGCGGCACGGUGCGCGCGCCCUGCAAUCAAUAGUGGCGCGGGCUGCGAGCGCCCCGCCGCCUCCGCCCCCAUCGCCGCCGCGCUGUCACCCUCGGCACGUCAGCCGACGACGCGGGCCGACAACGUACACUAUUAUUUCAACACUAAAAUGAACAUAAAGUCUCAAAAUUUCGCGGAUAUAUCGCAGCAGGCGUCGCGGCUGUGCCAGCGCAUUCCGUGCUUAUCGGUAUUGUGUUAAGUUUUAUUCAGUGCUUGUUUUAUUUUGUGAAAAUGCAUCUCCAUUUCGAAAGGAACGUGAACGCGAAGUGCGACUGUACAAUAUUGUCGCUGUCAUGGAUGGGGAAGGUGCCGGAUGAGCUGCCGGAGGAGGAAGGCUGGAAGCUGAAUCGCAACAACUACUACCAAGAAGGUUGGCUGGCGACGGGCAACGUGCGCGGCGUCGUCGGCGUUACCUUCACAUCGUCGCACGCGCGCCGCCCGCACGAGCUGCCCCUGCGCACCAACUACAAUCUGCGCGGACACCGCUCUGAUGUGAUCCUGGUGAAGUGGAAUGAGCCGUACCAGAAGCUGGCGUCAUGCGACAGCUCGGGAGUGAUCUUCGUGUGGAUCAAGUAUGAGGGCCGGUGGAGCAUUGAGCUGAUCAACGACCGCAGCACGCCCGUCACGCACUUCUCCUGGUCCCACGAUGGACGGAUGGCGCUCAUCUGUUAUCAGGACGGGUUUGUGCUGGUGGGAUCGGUGGCGGGGCAGCGCUACUGGUCGUCCAUGUUGUCGCUGGACGCGCGCAUCACGUGCGGCUGCUGGACGCCAGACGACGGCCAGGUGUACCUGGGCACCGCCUCCGCGCAGCUCGUGGUCAUGGACGUGCACGGGGCCAUGGUCUCGCAGGUCCAGUUAGUAGCAGAAGGCGGAAUAACAUCAAUGGCUUGGUCUUGCGAGAAGUUCAAAAUGGAAGAAGGCGAAGACAAUACAGACAGCAACACGGGCCACGUGCUGGCGGUUGCCCUGGGCAACGGAGAAAUAGUCCUUCUAAGGGGCCAUGAUGACGUCAGUCCUGUGAGGAUCAAGACUGGGCUGAGGGGCAAUACGUUGGCUAUGGAGUGGGCGAAUUCGAGAGAACUCCUUGCUGUUGCUGGUACCCUGGUAGCUGAGCCGAAUGAGCCUGCGGACGCGCCCCCCUACAAGAACGUGGUCAAGUUCUACUCCGACGCCGGGAUACUCAUCUACACCGUGCCGAUACCCUACACACAGGCGCGCGUGUCGGCGCUGACGUGGGGCCACGCGGCGCGGCGGCUGUUCGUGGCGGCGGGCGGCGCCGUGUGCACGGCGCGCGUGUGGCGCGUGGUGGCGCCGCUGCAGCUGCUGGCGCGCGUGCGCGCCGCCGCCGCGCUGCGGGACCCGCGCCACGCCGCGCGCCUGCCGCUGCCGCCGCGCCUGCAGCCCGCGCUCGCCAACCUCUUCGCGCACACCAUACGGUGCAACGUCCCCGAAACCAACGAGCUCCGUCGCUUCGUGUCCCGCCCGCCGUCCGCCGGCGGCCGCCUGCACUGCACCAUGUUGCGACACGACGAUGAAGAAGCCGGAGCGUAUACCCUGUACCUCGAGCACCUCGGAGGGCUCGUGCCGCUGUUGAAGGGCCGGCGCACCAGCAAGAUACGCCCCGAGUUCGUCAUCUUCGACCCUCAAGCUGAAGGCUCGGAGUGUGUGGGCGGGGUGUUUGCCCGCGAGAGCAGCAGCAGCAGCAGCGGCGCGGGCAGCUCGUCGAGCAGCGCGGGCAGCGAGGGCCGCGCGGGCAGUGCGGCGGCCGGCCCGGCGGGCGGCGAGCGCAGCCGCGCCGCGCCGCGCACGCCGCGACUCACGCGGCGACAGCGCGAUAACAAUGACUCCUGCUCCUCUGACACUGAGCGGGAGGAAGGUUGCUCCGGCUCCCCGCGAUUGCAGCGGCGGCGCCGCGCGCGCGAGCGCCGCAAGGUGCGCAGUCACAGCGACAAGGACGACGCGCCCGACGAACUGGCAUACAUCGACUCCUUGCCGGAGGAUGUCCGCUUAGUGGAAGUUACGUCCAACAUCUGGGGGACCAAGUUCAAAAUGCAUGGACUAGCCAAAAAUGUACCCGCCAACUUAGGCCAAGUCACAUACAAAACGUCGUUACUCCAUCUUCAACCGCGACAGAUGACUCUAAUGAUCACCGAGCUACGGGAUGACUACCCUGUCGGACCAGACCCUAACUUUAACCCAAACAUCUUCUCUGAAGAUGAGGAAGAAGUAUUCCCGAAUAACGACACGAAUUCGCCGUCCCAUACUAAUAAUAAUGUCCGAAGGAAGCUCACUCUGAACGAGCGAAUGAAUAAUGCCAAUAAUAUUAUCAAUCAAAACGAGAGCUUUUCUAACAAUAAUUCAAACGGACCGUCUUUAGCCAGAGCGGAAUCUUAUGAUGAGUUUCCUUACAUAGACACUAGUGAAGUAAACAAUGUAUCGAAUGUAAACGAAGUGUACUCCACUCCGGUGCGUCACCCGCCGCAGUCGACGGAGCGUAGAGUCAACAACACUGCAUCAGUGCCAAACCGUCACGCCAUAUCUCCAUUGCGAUGCGAGAGUUCCGUGCCAACGCUACAAUCACCUAAGAAUGCUGUAGCACCAACGGACAUUAUCUUUGAGAGACCAUCCCCACAGACCGUCACAUGCGGCGGCAGAGGAGACUUCUGUGGUGGUAGAACUGAUUACAGCGUGAGGGGAGACAACGUGUCCUUGAAAGGAAAUAUUUCAGAACAACAGUCCUUCAGCUUGAACCUAACGUUAGAACCAAGCAGACAGGUGACGAUCAAGAAAUGUGACAACCACGUUACAGACAACUGCCUCUCGAAGCUUCGCAAAAAUAUUUGCAGCAGAGGAGAGUCUGCGUCUUAUGAAACUAGGAUUUUAAAGACUUUAUGUAAUAAAAAUUAUGAACAUGAAGUUCAUCCAGACGCGAUGUCUAGGAGAGCCGAUACAUUGAAGAAUUUGCAGCAGAAAGGAGAAGACCUCAAGUUUAUAGAUGAGGAAACGCCCGUAGAUACGACUAUAAAUAACUUGACUGACAAAGUGCGGGAGGUACGAGUGCCGAGGACUACAACUGUCGUCCCUAUAAGUCCCGUCUGCGCUAACGUGCCCGUCUACGAUACUAUGACUCGAAGCUGUAGCGUCGGGUACCUGGACUUAGUCGAUCCUCAAGUACUGCAUGCUCAAGUGAGUCUUUCCGCGUUGAGAGGCGAGCCACCUCGACGGUUGAUUCUAGUCAACAACAAGCGGCACAAACGACCGAAACGACACUUUAGAACCGGCGACAUGAAACAGACGGAAACCAUAAAGACGCCUAGUUUGAAGAAGUGCGGGAAAUCCAAGAGCCUGGACUCGAGCGAGUUGUCGUUGACUGUGGAAAAGAGUAAGAGGCAGUCGCGGGUGGACACGGUGAACUUGAAGGGGGAUAGCGCGUCGGCGAAUUCGAGUAGUAGAUGCAAUAGUACUGGGGGUGAGGAUAAUAGUGGGACGAGUGCGGAGGAGAGCGGGCGGGUGUCGCGGAGGUCGAAGAAGGAGAAGCACGUGUGCUCGGUGUGCCAGCAGAAGUGUCCUUACAAGAACUGCAUCGCGGAGCCGGGCCCCUACACGUGCGUGGUGUGCUCGGCGCGGGCCGCCGCCACCGUGCGCUCGCGCCCGCGCCCGCCGCCGCCCGACAGCGACUCUGACUACAGCAAGUAUUAUAGUUCGCUGGAGCAGCUGGCCAUCCGGCUGCUGGCCACGCGGUCCCGCGCCCCCCGCGCCGCCCGCGCGGGCGCCGAGCGCGAGAGCAGCUCCGCCCCCGCCUCCCCGCGGCCCGCGCGCGCCGCGCCCGCCGCCUCCAGCCCCGCCUCGCCCGCGCCGCACCAGCCGCGCCGGCACCGGUACUCCUCCGCCUCGCCCAUACGACAACUGUUGAACUCCCCGCUGUUGAAUCGUCGCCGCAACAAGAAGCCGUCAGAGAGCUCGGACGAGGAGUCGGCGGGCGGCUACAGCGAGGUCAACAGCCGCAACUACCGCGACCUGGAGACCUUCCAGAAGGCGCAACUUCGGAACAAGAUAAAACGCGCCGGCGGGGUACCAGCCGCAGCGACAAGCAGUGAGCGCUCGUCGCGGCGGCAGCUGAUGAUGCACAACAAGGCGCCUAUGUGGAACGAGAACAGCCAGGUCUAUCAGCUCGACUUCGGCGGCCGCGUCACGCAGGAGUCCGCCAAGAACUUCCAGAUCGAGUACCAUGGGAAGCAGGUGAUGCAAUUCGGGCGAAUAGACGGCAAUGCGUAUACCCUAGACUUCCAGUACCCGUUCUCAGCACUGCAGGCGUUCGCGGUGGCUCUAGCCAACGUGACACAGCGCCUCAAGUGAGCAGCCGCGGCACGGGCCCAUAGCCGCACGAACAACGUCAAGGGAUAUAGAAGACGUCUGGUACCAUUACAUCGGAGCCAUGCACCAAAACAUCAACAGCCUCGCUCACACGCAC